CACACACACACACCCAAAGCACACUCAGAUGCAGCCUAGAAUUGAAGCAGAAAACACACAUCUGACUAUAGACUAUAAUCUACUUGAGUAAACAAAGUCUCACACUGAAGAAGUGCUAAAGACUGAAUCCUACAAAACUACCUAAGAACGGUUCACACAGCAUUACCAUCCGGCCUACCUGCUCGACUAUGACUACCAGGCAGUCAGUGAUGCUUCUGGUGGUGCUGGUCCUCUCCCUCCCAGGUCUUAUUCAUAGCUUUAAACCACUCUUCAACUCGAAUUCAUUCACCCACCGUGAAAUCACACGAACAGCAGUCCUUCGAAAGACAGCCGAGGUCUGCCGAGAUAUCGCUGCUUCUAAAGGACUGGACUUCAAUCUGAUUAUUGAUAACAACUUGUCAGCUGGCGAGGUGCAAAGGGCCUGUUCGUCUAUGGAUACCUUCACAUCUUUCGUUUCCACCAUCAAGUUUGAAACUGCCAUUGCUUCUAUGUACCUCAGCAAUGCAGCGGUGGAUGCGGUUUUUCUGCUGAGUGCAGCACGCCAUUUUGACGAUGAGACCUUCCAGGAAGGACGGGAUAUCAUCACUGAAGGUGCAUCUGUGGUGAAGGCGCAUGCUAAGAAAGAAAACUAUAUCCGAGGGAGGUGGUCUCUAGGGCAAAUCUGUCACACUCUACAGGACUUCUACAGCCACAGUAACUGGGUGGAGCUGGGAAAUAAAGCUCCAUACAGUGCUCUGAUCAGACCUGACCAACCUCUUAAGAACUUGGCAGGACAAAAUACUCCAACUUGCAGAAGUUGCGUAGGAGAGAACUGUACCAACAACAUUCUGCCUGAUGUGCUGAACCAGGGACUUCUGACAUCAGGCUACUUUAGCAUCAUCUCCUCAUCAAAACCUACAGGUAAAUGCAGUCACGGUGGAUCUGCUGAUAGCACAAGCAGGAGGGAUCCAGUGGGCGGGAUCAAUAAGGAUACACUUAAUUCCAGUCAUGGCUUCCGUCACAAUGAAGCAGCUAAUCUGGCUAUUCGUGCCACCAUGGAGCUUCUGGAGGACAUCAGAUUAGCAGCUGGAGACACAAACUUCACGAGACUGAUGGGCCUCUCCCAGUCUCCUGUGUUGUGUUUUGUCAUAGACACAACAGGAAGUAUGAGUGAUGACAUUGAUGAAGCAAAGAGGGUUUCUUUUGAGAUCAUUGACAGAAAAAGGGGAACAGGAGAGGAACCCUCUGGUUAUAUAUUGGUACCUUUCAAUGACCCAGAUUUUGGACCGAUAGUUAUGACAUCUAAUGCAGACAUCUUCAAAGGAAAGAUCAACAGUUUGACUGCGGAUGGAGGAGGAGAUGCCCCAGAAAUGGCCUUGUCUGGACUGCAGCUUGCACUGACAGCAGCUCCACCCUUCUCUGAGAUUUUUCUCUUCACUGAUGCUCCAGCUAAAGACGCCCACCUUAAAAACACCAUUAUUGCUCUUAUGGAGAGCACCAAAUCUCAGGUUACUUUCAUGCUCACAGGCUUUGCAGCAGUUCGACGUCGCCGCAGAACCUCUCAGGGUGUGGCUCCACGUGUAAUGGGUCGAUCUGCUGUCCAGUUAUACCAAGACCUAGCUCAAGCUUCUGGAGGUCAGGCGAUUCAGGUCACUAAGUCAGAACUCUCUCUGGCUACCAGUGUUAUAGUAGACUCAUCAGCCAGCGCUGUGGUGACAGUUUUUCAGGCAUCAAGGAAUCCUGGAAGGCCUGACAGUUUUAAUUUUACUGUUGAUAGCUCAUUACAGAACAUAACAGCUUACAUCACAGGAGACUCAGCUCUCACCUUCAGCCUCACCAGCUCCACAGGUGUAUCUCAGACUUCCAGUCAGUCCAGUGGGCCUUUGGCAUUUGUCACCACAGCAGGAAACUUGCGUCGUUUAAGCCUCAACACUGAUAAUGAAACGGGCCUAUGGCAACUCAGUGUUAGCUCAAAUAACCCUUACCUAGUUAAGGUUACAGGUCAAAGUUCAGUGGACUUCAUUUAUAACCUUGUCGAAGAGCACGAGGGAGCCCAUGGGGACUUCAGUGUAAAAGAAGGACGUCCUCUCUCAGGUGGUAAUACCAGCUUCUUGGUCACUGUGACAGGAAGUGACACAGUAAAGGUCACAGAAGUCACACUGUUUGACAGCUCAGGUCCGACAGAGGUCAAAGGAUCAUUGCAGUCAUUAGGAAGCAACGAUUUCCUGGUGACAUUUAGUGGAAUCCCAGCAGGUGAGUUUGUGCUUAUCCUGAAAGGAGAGGCCAGCAGCUCCACUUCCAGGUCCACUUCAAGCAGCUUCCAGAGACAAGCGUCCACACAGAUCAAGACCUCCAGCAUCUCUGUCACUGCCCAAGCCAAUAAUACCAAUAUCGAGCCGGGCACCACUAUCUCCAUCCCCUUCACAGUCGCCGCAACUGCUGAUGGAGUUAUAACUGACUCUACAACUGAGACAUUUACAGUGCGAGUCAGCAAUGACCGCAGUUACACUUCCACUUCACCCAGCAGUGUUACUACUGUAGCAGGCAGUGGUGGUAAAGCCAAUGGCACCGUGACCCUAACGGCUCCAUCCAGUGCUGCAUCAGGAUCAGACGUGACCCUCACCAUUGAGGGAGAAAACGCCGCUGCCACCGACAUCAACUAUGUAGUUCUCAGGUUUUCUGUGACUGCUAAGGUGACAGAUGUUAACCGCCCAGUUUGCCAGGUAGUCAACACAUCAACCUGUGAUUCCACUUCAUUGCUUUGUGCUUCCUCCCAGUGGGAGUUCAUUGCCAAUUUCACUGAUGGCAUCAAUGGAACUGGCAUUGAGAGUGUAACCAUCAGCCAAGGGAAUGGUACUCUGAAUAUGAGCACAGUGGUUGAAGCAGGGGGUGAGAAUAUUACCCUGGUUACCUACACUGCCUCCUGCUGCUCACCGAUUGUGGAGCUGACUGCUGUAGAUAGUGUAGGAAAUGUGGGGACAUGUGUGGGACAGGCUAGAGUGCUUACCACACCUCCUCCUACGACAAUGACCCCUGCAACUACAACAACCCCUGCAACUACAACGACCCCUGCAACUACAACGACCCCUGCAACUACAUCUGCAGUUCAAACAACAUCCACCGGAGGGUACACUUUGAACAUAUCAACCAUUGUUUGGCUCACUGUUGUGUUCUCUGUACUUUGGAAGUAAAAGAGAACAAAUGGAAAUUGCACUGUGUUUGUAAUUUGUGACAUAUGAGCCAAGUGACCCAUCUUUGAUUGCUGAGCUGAAAUGGCUAUGAAGCAACACACUGAGAAAAGUAUCUUUAAAUACUAACACCUUCUAUUACCCAGGCAUGUUUUUGUGUUUAAAUUGUAAACACUUUAAAUACAUCAACUUUUUGGCCUGUUAAUUUCUGUAAUUUCCUAGAAUAAAUUAUUAUGUAGUAAACAAGAUUAUAAAGUGAUUCCACUACAUAAAAUCAGCAUUAAUGUUCUCUCUUAUAUUUCUACAGUCAGUCUUUGCAUAGGUGGAAAUACAGUAUCAAAUUCUUUUCAACCUGUCCACUUAACGGAGCAAUUUCCUAGUUUCGAAAGCUGCUUUUUCAUUCCACAGUAUCAUGUAAACAGCCAUUACUUCCUUUUCUUACCUGCUCCUGGUAUCUCUUUCUUGUCUCUGAGAAGUCACCAAUCCAGACAUCGCUUUCUUUGUGUGUUACCACUGAAGAUUUGUAACAACCUACUGAAAUACAACAUUAUAUAUAUAAGAACACAUACAUAUAAAAAAAUGUUGACUUUAAUUAAAACGUAAAUAAAUGUGAUUUUAAUCAAUUUA
Messenger RNA from Haplochromis burtoni (Burton's mouthbrooder), 3794 nucleotides. Its product is annotated as von Willebrand factor A domain-containing protein 7. The record is from RefSeq and is a predicted model, not a curated record. Bases 189 to 3170 code for a protein of 993 amino acids. The transcript has 18 exons. NCBI's taxonomy places the organism in Eukaryota, Metazoa, Chordata, Actinopteri, Cichliformes, Cichlidae.